Molecule: messenger RNA, 2651 nt
Organism: Rhincodon typus (whale shark)
Lineage: Eukaryota; Metazoa; Chordata; Chondrichthyes; Orectolobiformes; Rhincodontidae
Product: frizzled-8
Exons: 2
Coding region: 254-2023 (589 amino acids)
Biological process (GO): non-canonical Wnt signaling pathway; canonical Wnt signaling pathway
Cellular component (GO): plasma membrane
Molecular function (GO): Wnt receptor activity; Wnt-protein binding
Source: RefSeq, a predicted model, not a curated record
UUAGGUUCUCUGCACUCGGUGAUCACUUAAUGCGACGCGCCGCUGAUAUUUAGUCCUGGAGAAUUUUGUGUGGUUUUGUUUUGGGGAAGGGUUGGAAGAGGAGGGCCACAACAGUCUGAAAGCAACCCACCUUCCAAGACCCAGUACAACGUGGGCCUGCGUUCCCUUAACCAGCCAAAAAGAAGCAGCAGCCCGGGUCGUCUUAAAGAAGCAAAAAAUAAAAACCAAGCCUGGAGGGUCUGAGGAGGUUGCAAUGGAGUGCUGCUACCUGCUGGAGCUGCUAUUGGCCGUGGCGUUACUGCAGAGGUCGAGCGGAGCGUCGGCCGCUAAGGAGUUGUCCUGUCAGGAGAUCACCGUGCCUCUGUGCAAAGGCAUCGGCUACAACUACACCUACAUGCCCAACCAGUUCAACCACGACUCGCAGGACGAGGCGGGCCUGGAGGUGCAUCAGUUCUGGCCGCUGGUGGAGAUCCAGUGCUCGGCGGACCUGCGGUUCUUCCUGUGCAGCAUGUACACGCCGAUCUGCCUGGAGGACUACAAGAAGCCGCUGCCGCCGUGCCGCAGCGUGUGCGAACGGGCUAAGGCCGGCUGCGCCCCCCUCAUGCGGCAGUACGGCUUCGCCUGGCCGGACAGGAUGAAGUGUGAGCGGCUACCCCGGCAGGGACAGCCCGAGACACUGUGCAUGGAUUACAACCGGACCGAGGCGACCACGGCGGCUCCGCUCUUCCCCCACCGCCCCCGGGCUCCUCCUGCGGCGGCAGCGCCUCCGGCCGCCGCUCCCCCGGGGCCCGGGGCCAGCCACCGGCCUGCCGUUCCGCCGCAGCGGCCUCCUGCCCGCUGCGAGCCGGGCUGCCACUGCCGGGCCCCGAUGGUGCCGGUGCGCAGCGAGCGCCACCCGCUCUACAACCGGGUGAGGACGGGCGAGGCGGCCAACUGCGCUGUGCCGUGCCACGACCCUUACUUCACGGCGGACGAGCGCAGCUUCACCGCCUUCUGGCUCGGCCUGUGGUCGGUGCUGUGCUUCGUCUCGACCCUGGCGACGGUCGCCACCUUCCUGAUCGACAUGGAGCGCUUCCAGUACCCGGAGCGGCCCAUCAUUUUCCUGUCUGCCUGCUACCUCUUCGUGUCGGCCGGCUACCUGGUCCGCCUGGUGGCGGGGCACGAGAGCGUGGCUUGCAGCCGCCCGGCCGCCCCCUUGGAGCCGCACGUCCACUACGAGACCACGGGGCCCGCUCUGUGCACCUUGGUCUUCCUGCUGGUCUACUUCUUCGGCAUGGCGAGCUCCAUCUGGUGGGUCAUCCUGUCCCUCACUUGGUUCCUGGCCGCCGGCAUGAAAUGGGGCAACGAGGCGAUCGCCGGCUACUCCCAGUACUUCCACCUGGCCGCCUGGCUGGUGCCCAGUGUGAAGUCCAUCGCCGUGUUGGCUCUCAGCUCGGUGGACGGAGACCCGGUGGCCGGCAUCUGCUACGUGGGCAACCAGAACCUGGACAACCUGCGGGGCUUCGUGCUGGCCCCCUUGGUCAUCUACCUGUUCAUCGGCACCAUGUUCCUCCUAGCCGGCUUCGUCUCGCUGUUCCGCAUCCGCAGCGUCAUCCUCAAGCAAGGCGGCACCAAGACCGACAAGCUGGAGAAGCUGAUGAUCCGCAUCGGCGUCUUCACCGUGCUCUACACCGUGCCCGCCACCAUCGUGGUCGCCUGCUACUUCUACGAGCAGCACAACCGGCCGCACUGGGAGCUCACCCACAACUGCUCGUGCCUGAGCGAGCAGGAGGCCCGCCGGCCGGACUACGCCGUCUUCAUGCUCAAGUACUUCAUGUGCCUGCUGGUCGGCAUCACCUCGGGCGUGUGGAUCUGGUCAGGCAAGACCCUGGAGUCCUGGAAGGCCUUCUGGACGCGCUGCUGCUGGGGCAGUAAAGGCACCGGCGGCUCCAUGUACAGCGACGCCAGCACCGGACUCACCUGGAGAUCUGGCACCGCCAGCUCCGUGUCUUACCCCAAACAAGUGCCGUUAUCCCAAGUUUAAAACUGUGGAACACUCUCUCUCUCUCUCUCUGUCUCUGAACCCAGCAUCUUAUUAAAAUGUUAAUGGACUUCUAAUGGUAUCCAUUAGUCAUAAGUGAAGGACUGACCGGAACAGUGUACCUGGCACUGAUGCUUCACGAAUCUUAACCAUUUUUAUGCACACGGCGUCCAUUAGCUGUCCAAAUGUGAGAGGGAAACGAAUUUCUAUCGUGUCCAUGACCAGAAACGUUUCAGCCAGUCGCGAUUUUAUGAUCAUGCAAGGAGUCGAUUGUUCACUUUUAAUUGAUGACAUUUAUGAAAAUAAUUUAAAUAGAGGAAUGAAUGGCGUACUUGACACAAAUCUUAGUGGUGAAAAGCCUGGGUGCAUCAACCUGCCUUAAAAUCCUUUUUUUUUAAGUAUCCCCAAGUAAUACGGGUUUCAUGCAAAGUUGUAUUUAUAUAAUUAUUUGUACUAUGAACACAAAUCUGUAAAUUGUGUACAUAACAAAAGCGUUUUUUGAGGUAUAUUCAGAGUAUGUACAUUUUUUUGUAUAUAUAAAAAAAAGUUUAGUGGUUGCCUUUGCAGGAGCACCAGAAUUAUUUGAAACAAUUAUUCUAUUUUGACAAUAAAACAACUUUGAUUUUAAUUA